Messenger RNA from Athalia rosae (coleseed sawfly), 2839 nucleotides. RefSeq names its product sentrin-specific protease 1-like. Gene Ontology annotation, molecular function: deSUMOylase activity. The transcript is spliced from 3 exons. Lineage: Eukaryota; Metazoa; Arthropoda; Insecta; Hymenoptera; Athaliidae. The record is from RefSeq and is a predicted model, not a curated record. The coding region runs from base 486 to 2348 and encodes 620 amino acids. Gene Ontology annotation, biological process: protein desumoylation. Gene Ontology annotation, cellular component: nucleus.
UAUUUCGUCAUUGCACAUUCGAUCCGGGAGUACGGUUACGUUGAAAAAUUUCGGUGUUGACAAAUUUCUUGUUUUCAAGUACCCAAACAAGCGGCUAGGCAGUGUUCAAGCUCCACUUAGAUACUACAAAAUAUAAAUAUGAAACCGUGAAAACCGUCGUGAACUUUUACCCCAUCCAAGUUUUCUCACGCCACUCCGUCUCCUCCGGUAACGAAUAACUGCGAAUAACUGCCAUUUAAAUGAAUUGCGAAAAGGAUUAGAAUAUCCAAAAAUUCGAUAAAAUUUUUGAAAAAGUGAUAUCUUUCAUAUUGAAGAAUUCUUAAGUGCAUUGCCGUCAUGACUUAAUUCCCGAACAGGGACGAAUCUUACCCCUAAGAUAUACAGUAUACCACUCAAUGACCAAAAUGAUGCUGUAGGAACGCUGGCAGCUGUCAUCCUAACAGGUCCAUCGUAAUGGCCAACAAGAUGGAUUAAUCACUAUUGUUAUGCGGAAUGGACUUGAUGUUCCAAAGAAAGAUUCGGUUUUUGAGUUUUUUUGUAUCGAAGCAACACAGAAAAUCACCAUGUUAUUCGAUUUCUUCAGAAACCUGUUGGGUUGGUCAGAUAAGAUCACAAGGAAACGGCGGGCGGAUAAUUUGAGCAACUCAGAUGAGGAUAUUACGCGAGGUAAAAGGAAGCGGUGGGGAAAUGAUUUGAACAGCUCAGAUUUGGGUACUAAGCGAGUUAAAAGGGAACAGUGUAGCUUCGAGAUGAGCCAUCGCCUGGUCACACCCAAUGUUUCCCAAUACAAUUCUGAUGGAGAUGACGACGUCCAGAUUGUUUCAAUAACAACUCCCGAAACUUCUGCCUCCAAAAAAUUAUCUAAUGGGACUAAUUUUAAGAAAACUCAGGGUUGUUGUUACGCCAAACUUGCAACAACCGUGAGAACACACGUUAAAUCCAUCAAACCUCAAUGCGCUAAACAUAACGGAUCAGCAAUGGAUUCAUUUGCAGAGAAUAGUAAUCCAAAUGUCUUCACUGACAGUAAGGACUCAACAUUGAGCAAAACGCAUAGAUUGCGGGAAAAAACACAGUAUGGACAGAUGCUGCAGAAUUCUUUCACAUCGCGAAUACAGAUACUGGGCAAAAGAAGUGAUGAGAAGAACUUGAAAAAAACUCCACAAGUUAUAAAUCUGGAAAAGUCUGAACCGAAACAGUACCAACGUUGUGGAUCCUCAAUCAGAGAAUCGUUGUUUUAUUCCACAGUAUUGUCACGGAACCCAUCAAAAGAGAUGUCCAGAAUAAAAACCAUGACCGAGCAGUAUGAUCCAAGCUGUCGAAAAUCCAUCUCGGUCACCAAACCUCUCAGCUCUGAAGCUGGUGCAUCAUCCUCUUCUUCCUCCAAAGCUGCGUCGCAGCAAUCCUUUGGUUCUCAAAGCACAGUUUCAAAUUCCUUGCGGGAUAAAUUUUCUUCAAAAAUAGUUAUGAAGGAUAAUUUUAUUCCGGAACUCACCAAACGCUAUGACGAGCGCAUUCAAGAACAAAACAGAGAAGCUCAAGAAUUAAUGAAGAAAACUAGUCUUCUGGCUAAGCAUAAUAGACUGUUCAGAGAAGCAGGUCUAGAAGAACAGCUUGCACGUUCUAUGCGGCUGUGUGAAGCUGUUCUCGAUGACAGAGAAGAACCAGAAGAAGAGCCACUGCCAGUUCUCACACCUGAAAUGUUACAAGAGAUUAGGCAAGCUCUUGUCCCUAAUCCACCCAAUCAAGUUGUUGCGCAAGGGUUUGGGCUGCAAAUCACGAGGAAUGAUCUUCAUACUUUGGUUGGUUUGAACUGGCUGAAUGAUGAGAUAAUUAACUUCUAUAUGAAUCUAUUGAUCGUCCGCGGCGAAAGUGGCAAUUUUCCAAAAGUUCAUGUAAUGAAUACUUUCUUUUACCCAAAACUGCUUUCUGGAGGUCAUUCGUCAUUGAAACGGUGGACCAGAAAAGUUGAUAUAUUCUCAAAAGACUUGCUCAUUGUUCCCAUACAUCUCGGAAUGCAUUGGUGCAUGUCGAUAGUAGACUUUCGGGAUAAAUCCAUUCGGUACUUCGAUAGUAUGGGAGGCACCAAUGUAAAGUGUCUCAACGCCUUGAAACAGUAUCUCCUCGACGAGAGUCUGGACAAAAAAAAGCAGCCUUUCGAUAUGACUGGCUGGAAGUUAGAAUGUGUAAAAGAUGUUCCACAGCAGAUGAAUGGGAGUGAUUGCGGUGUGUUUUCGUGUAUGUUUGCAGAAUACAUAUCUGGAAACAAGAGACUUACGUUUACUCAGAAAGACAUGCCGUAUUUCAGAAAGAAAAUGGUUUACGAAAUACUUAAAUCUAAACUUUUAUAACAGACUGUAAAAUAUUAUUUAAAGGAUCACCAAUGAAACUCAUGUUUUUUUAGUGCUGUGCAGUCGCAAUUAGAACUAUGCACAACGAUGGUAUACACAUACUGUAGACCAAGUAACAAAUUGAAAAUUUUAUUUGGGGUCGAUUUCACUGAUUUCUCCGUUGACCUCCUGUAAUGAAUGAACGAGGAAUUUUCAUCAGCUACCAUCAAUGGCGUGUACCCGAAUUAAUUACACGCUCAUUGGUUUACAAAGUAGCUAUAAAUUGUAAUGAUAAGCAUUAGACUUUAAUGCACAUAAGAAUAAUAACAUAAAAUUUGAUUAUUGUUAAUUUUCCACGCUUCUGACAGCCCUUAUUUACUAUUUUGGAACGAAAAAGGGACUAUCAUAGUAAGAAUAGAAGAAAUUUUCCAUUUCAUGUUCAUAUGAAUUCGUCAUUUGUGCGUCUCAGAUUUGUAAAUUGAAUAUCCGUAAUAAAAUGCCGACUAAAUCAA